Molecule: messenger RNA, 8162 nt
Organism: Homarus americanus (American lobster)
Lineage: Eukaryota; Metazoa; Arthropoda; Malacostraca; Decapoda; Nephropidae
Product: Down syndrome cell adhesion molecule-like protein Dscam2
Exons: 39
Coding region: 1-5925 (1974 amino acids)
Biological process (GO): dendrite self-avoidance; axon guidance; homophilic cell-cell adhesion
Cellular component (GO): plasma membrane; axon
Molecular function (GO): cell-cell adhesion mediator activity
Source: RefSeq, a predicted model, not a curated record
AUGAAAGUGGUACGUCAGUAUUACGAGGUUCAAGUUUAUGAUGAAUUCGUGAUCAGCGGCAACACAGCGGUCAUCAAGUGUCACGUGCCCUCCUUCGUCAGGGACUACGUCAGCGUCACUUCCUGGGUCAGAGGCAACGGCGAGCGGAUCGUCUCUGAUGUGUUGACAGGGGGACGGUACUCAGUGUUCGGGACGGGUGAGCUUCACAUCCGUCACGUCACCAAGGCGGAUGAGUUCCAGUCCUAUCACUGUGAGACUCAACACGUCCUGACUGAUGAGACGACCAUCUCCGCCGUCGCUGGAAGGUUGAUGGUGAACGAACCAAGGUCUUCCGUCCCUCCAAGGAUCACCGACUCUCGCUCCACCGUCACUGCCUCCAUCAGACACACCGUUGAGCUGCCCUGUGCUGCCCAGGGCUUCCCCAUCCCGCAGUACCAGUGGCACCGGAUCUCCGGGAAGGUGGAAGUGGCCGUGGUGCAAGACGGACGCAUCCAGCAGGUGGGCGGGUGCCUCAUACGACAGGUCACCGCCGCAGACGCUGGCAGGUAUGUGUGUGUGGUGUCGAGCAGUGUGGGCUCCGAGAGAACCCACACCACGCUGGAGGUAUGGGCGCCCCUCACCGCCCACAUCAGCCCCCAGGUGCAGACGUGGACGUGGGCGGGGUGGCCACCUUCAACUCUCUCCGAAGGAUUCCCGCAGGAUACCAUCACGUGGCUCAAGGACGGUGAGCCGCUACAGGUGGGGGGUCGUAUCCGGCUGGUGGGUCAACGAACUGUGGUCGUGGAGAAGGUACAGCGAGGCGACCGGGGAAUGUACCAGUGUCUUGUGUCAAACUUGGAGGGCUCGGCUCAAGGCUCGGCUCAGCUCAAACUCGGAGACGCGGCGCCGCAGCUGGUGGACACUAGCGGGCCCCAGGUGGUGUCCCCUGGGGCCCGGGUGACUCUGGUGUGUAAGGUGCAGGGGUCACCGCCCCCAGCUCUCUCCUGGACCAUGAGGGGACGACCAGCCAUCACCGCGGACCCCAGGAUCUCCCGACCAGGGCAGUGUGGACUACUGCUGACCCGGAGUGUUCCUCAGGUGGACGGGGACCAGGUAGAGAGUCACCUCAACAUCACCAGCGUGAGGGUGGAAGACGGCGGCCAGUGGACGUGUCUGGCAGAGAACCGCGCGGGACAUGUAGAGCACACGGGGCGCCUCAACGUGCGGGGCCCCCCAACCAUCCGUCCCAUGAGCCCCGUGAGCGUGGUGGCCGGCAGGACAGCCAAGUUCCACUGUGUGGUGGCCGGCUUCCCUAUAGACUCCAUCUAUUGGGAGAAGAGCGGAGUGGUGUUGCCAGUGUCAGAGCGACAGGAGGUGCUGGCCAACGGGACGCUGGUAGUACGGCAGGUGUCUCGUGAGGCAGACGGCGGCCAGUACACCUGUGUCGCCUCGGCCGGAGAGAACACCGCCAGGGCCAAGCUGCAGGUCAACGUCAUGGUGCCGCCUCAGAUAGACAAGAGAAUGAUCUCCCUCGGCUCUGGGUUCCCCGCCAAGUCCCGUGCCCGGAUCAUGUGUGUGGUGGAGCGCGGUGACCUGCCUCUAUCCUUCGCCUGGACCCACGACGGCCGACCACUCUCCCCAGGACCUACUAUCUCCGUCAGGUCGCUGGAUGAGUACACGAGCGUCUUACUGUUUACCUCACUGCGUCAGGAGGAUGGCGGCAAGUAUACCUGUACGGCCACCAACGCCGUCGCCUCGGAUGCCCAGACCGUCCACCUGGUUGUGAAAGUGGCGCCAUCAUGGAAGGUGGAGCCUGAGGACGUGUCGGUGGUGGUGGGGGCUGAGCUGGUCCUACCCUGCACCGCCCACGGGUCACCCACGCCCACCAUCACCUGGCGCAGGGCUGAGGGCGCUGUACCCAGGCAGUAUCGUCCCGUCACCACCCUCGGCGACAACGUCAGAGUGGAGAGGAACAGCAGCCUGACGGUGCGGGGGAUCAGGAGGGACCAGGGCGGAGAGUUCCUCUGCAGCGCCACCAACGGGGUCGGCUCUGACCUGUCCAAGUCCGUCACCGUCACCGUCAAGGUGCCGCCACAGUUCUCGGAGCAGCAGGAGAACGUGACUGUGACGGCAGGACGACGCAGCCAGCUGGUGUGUGAGGCCCGUGGUGACCUCCCCAUCACCACCAUCUGGUCCUCUGGCGACCCUCCUGCCAGGAUUGCAAAUGAUGUGAGUAGUGGAGGACUGAGUAUCAAGGAGACGGUGUUAAAUGCUUCUACUUCAUCGUCAUCGUCAUCGUCAGGCAGCGAGUCAUCCCGAGGUACUGGCGGCGUCCAAGGGUUCAGAUCUGUACUGACGGUGACCACCAGGACCCGCCAUGACUCUAAGGUCUUUUUCUGCCUCGCCUCCAACGUCUACGGCAACGACACCAAGAAGAUCAACCUUAUAGUGCAGGAGGUGCCAGGUACCCCAGGGGCGCCGCGAGUAGUGGACAGUGGGUCUCGUACCGUCAACCUCACCUGGGGCUUACCUACCCACGACGGCAACUCUCGUAUUUCCAUCUACAGGAUCCUCGUUAUCAACAGUACAGACUCGUGGAUGAACGUGGGCAGAAUCAAGACGGUAGAAGUGGCGACCCCUGUGGCCCAUAUCUCUGGCUUAGCCCCCGCCCAUGCCUACCUGGUAAGAGUGGUGGGCGUCAACUCCGUGGGUACGUCUCAACCCAGCCCGGAGGUGAGGGUGACCACCGCCCACGAGCCGCCCACCCUGCCACCCACCAACGUGAGGGUCAUACCCAUCUCCUCCACGAGUCUCCGAGUCACCUGGCAGCCCCCAGAGACCGUCAUGUCACACCGCCCUGGUCUGGGUUACUACGUCGGGUACAAGGUGACCAACUCCUCCGAGCCUUACCGCUACCAGAACCUGGAGCCCUCCGCCGCCGCCCUCUACCGCCCGGAGGCGACGCUGAAGGACCUGCAGAAGUUUACCAGCUAUGUCAUCACCGUCCAGGCCUUCAACUCUGCCGGUGCCGGACCCCGGACCCCGCCUGUUACCGCUGCCACCGAGGAGGAUGUGCCCAGCGAGGCGCCCCGGGACGUCCUGUGUACCAGCUUGUCAUCCACGUCCCUCCUGGUGAGGUGGACGCCGCCGCCCCCCACCGCUCUUCACGGCGUCCUGCAGGGCUACAAGGUCAUCUACCGCCCUGUACACCCCGCCAGGUUCUUCCAUCCAGACGACCUGAAGGAGAAACCAGUAACGAGUUUGUCCACGUCCUUGAUGGGGUUAGACCAGUACACCAACUACAGCCUCACCGUCACCGCCCACACCAGGAGAGGUGACGGCGUGCGAUCCAACCCCGUCUACUGCGUCACUGAGGAGGAUGUCCCGGGACCUGUGGAGUCGGUGAAGGCGUUGGCAGUGGACAGUCAGAGUGUGUUGGUGGCGUGGCGGCCCCCCAAGGCUCCUAAUGGUGUCAUCACUAAGUACACUGUUCACCUGGACCAACCCGACCAACAGUUUCAGGUUGGGGCGGCGACGUCGUGGGCGGUGCCGGGGUCCCGCAGCUCACCGGGGUCGUCGUGGGAGGGUGGCGGAGGUGUGGGCAGCGAGAGUGGAGGCCGGUCGUGGGUGGUGUCGGGCUCUGAACGACAGUACCUGGUGGCUGGCCUCGCCCCCACCACCACCUUCGGGUUCACGGUGAGGGCGUCGACGCUGGUGGGUGAAGGACCUCCGGGUACCCGCGUCACCCAGCGUCCUCGAUCUGAUGCUCCCGCCGCCAUCGCUUCAUUCUCCGACAAGACGAUCGCCGUGUGGGGAGAAGAGCUUCGCCUGGCGUGCAGAGUAGUAGGCAACCCCACACCCACACGCACCUGGACCUUUAACGGGAAGCCUCUAGGUGGGAAUGAACCUCGCGUUAAGGAGUACCCAGACGGCAGCGUGUUGGUGACUGACGUAAAAGCUCAAGACGCUGGCAACUAUACCUGCACCACGACCAACCUCCAUGGCUCUGACUCCAUCACCUACGCCGUCACUGUCCAAGCAUCCAGGGACCAGGGAGUGCCACCAUCACCACCACUUGUGUACGUGUCUGAUGUGACUGCCACGACCCUGACAGUGAGGUGGAGGACACCCAACGCUGGUGGUGCUCCCAUCCUAGGGUAUUACCUACACGAGAAGAGGGAGUUCGGCGAGUGGCGACGCGUGGAGGUGCCCCCAGACGCUGACUCCUACACCUUGACGGGCCUCCAGUGUGGCACCCGCUACCAGGUGUACGUUAGCGCCUACAACCACGUCGGGGCGUCUCAACCCAGCGACGCCAUCCCCACCAAGACUCUAGGGCGCGAGCCGAUAGUGCCAGCCCAAUCUUCACUACUGAGAGUCAACGUUACCUCCAUCUCACUCAACCUGGCAGCCUGGCUAGAUGGAGGCUGCCCCAUUACGUCCAUGGUGGUCGAGUACAAGGAGCGAGGGUUGACGUCCUGGACUCUGGUGUCGAAUCACGUCCGCUGGGAUAACACGACGGAAUUUGUGGUGCUUGACCUGAAGCCCGCCCAUCGCUACACCCUCAGAGUCACCGCCCAUAACUCUGCUGGUUCCUCUGUCGCCACCUACCCCUUCACCACCCUCACCCACCUGGGAGCCACGUUAUCACCUGAGUUAAUAGUACACGAUGCGGUUGGUGUGGCUCCGUGGUACCUAGACUCUCACGUGCUGGUGGCUGUGGUGGUCGCCUGCAUCCUCGUGCUGCUCGCCGUCUGUGUCGCUGUUGCCUAUACCUGCAGGAGGACCAGAACUCAUACACAGACUUAUAAAGAGGUGAACCACGUACAUAACGACCUUACGCCUGACUCUGGGUUAACUUCGGAGACAUUACUGGGAGGUCACAGCCUGGAGAUCCUGGAAGCCUACACGCCCUCCACCCUCCCUCUGGGCUCCUACGAUGAGAUCUCCCCCUACGCCACCUUCAGGAUGCCUGGGGAGAACAAAACCCCCCCUCCUCCACCCCUCCCCUCGCGUGCUGAUCCACCCUCGAGACUGAUGCCCUCCCUCCUACAGCCGGUGGCGAGCGUGGUGGACUCGACCUACAGCCGUGUCAAGAGAAAGUGUCCAGCGCCCCCUGACGUAGGCCUGUCUACGCCCUCUCGUAUCGCUCCAACUGAUCACUCCUACGAAAAGUGCAGCAUGGUCGUCAAGAGCAAGGGCGUGUCCAGGUGCCCCUCCGUCAACGAGAAAGCGACCAGCAAGGAAGCCAGUGGAUCGUCAGUCACAUCAGUAAGCAGCAACCACGAGGAGCUUGUCCGAGCCUACCAUGCCCACGGCCUCGACACACCCACCACCCCGGAGUCUGGCCGCAGGAACAAGUGUGGUGUGGCCACAAGCAGCGAGAUCACCACAGAGUCAGACACCACAGCUGAGCCUGACCUUGUCUCCUUCUGUGCCUCCUUGGGCAACACCCGCGCCCUCCGUGUCCCUGCGCUCUUCAAACCCGACGGAGACUAUCAGACGGUGGCAGACAUGGUCGGCGGGGGACGGUCCAGGACGGAGUCAACCACGAGUCAUGAGGAGAGUUCGGACGAGGCCAGAGGUACAUCAGCCUCCCAUCGUCGCUCCCGAGGCCAAGAACCACAACCCAGGCAGAGCCACCGACCAUCACGCGGCGAUCCUGACUAUAGCUACGCCAGGCCCGUCAAGAAACAGGGACCCCCACCCCCACCUCUGUCUUCCACAGAGAGUAACAGUGCUGAAUAUGGUGAUGGCUGGCCGAGAGUGGAGGGCGACGGUACCUACAGCCGGCGACACACCCUUGAGUUCUCUGAGGCCGAGUGUGACCAUCCCUCCAACAAGCAAGGUAUCGAGCCACUGGAGCAGCUUAUGGUCGAUUUGGAGAUGGACAAGAUUGUGUUAGACUCGAGCAAGAUGCCAAAAGUUUACACCACAGCUCUCUGACAGCGCCAAUAGCCCUCAGAUGUUUCCUUGGUGAGUGGGGUAACCAAGUGACUAUCUGAUGAGUGGGGUGAUUAAGUGACUAUCUGAUGAGUGGGGUGACCAAGUGACUAUCUCCUGAGUGGGGUGAUUAAGUGACUGUCUGGUGAGUGGGGUGGUUUCUCAUUCAGUGGUGCUACCCCUCAUCUGCCACCCUUCUUCACUGCCCCAACCAGACCCCACGAGUGAGAAUUAUAUCUGUCUGAGGCCAAGGGCUGCUGAAGAACUGCCACGUGGAAGUUUGCUGAUAUACCAUUAAUCUCUAGGUAAUACCACGUCACUCGCAACGAACCAAGAUUUAGUCGUAAGCGGCGUCAGUUCAGGCGAGUCAAAACACUAUCCAAGUCAGUCAGUCAGUCAGUCAGUCACUCAGUCAGUAAAGAUCGGUGUCCAAAAAGCUGACUGAUACAGUUGCUCUGGAACCACUCACCAAGGAACCACUCACCAAGGAACCAUUCGUUCAAGGGCCUCAACCAUACAACUUUUGUCUCAUGACUUCACACACCAUACAUCAUCAGUCUGUUUAUCUGGCUACCGACACUUGCCAAGGUGUCACCUGCUGGGAAAAGGUUUGAUACACAAAGUUGUCCUGAGAACUGUUCAUCAGUGUCAGCCACUAAGGAGCUUUUCAUCAGUGUCAGCUACUGAGGAGCUUUUCAUCAGUGUCAGCUACUGAGGAACUGUUCAUCAGUGUCAGCUACUGGGGAACUGUUCAUCAGUGUCAGCUACUGAGGAACUGUUCAUCAGUGUCAGCUACUGAGGAACUGUUCAUCAGUGUCAGCCACUGAGGAACUGUUCAUCAGUGUCAGCUACUGAGGAACUGUUCAUCAGUGUCAGCUACUGAGGAACUGUUCAUCAGUGUCAGCUACUGAGGAACUGUUCAUCAGUGUCAGCUACUGAGGAACUGUUCAUCAGUGUCAGCUACUGAGGAACUGUUCAUCGGUGUCAGCUACUCGGAACUGUUCAUCAGUGUCAGCUACUGAGGAACUGUUCAUCAGUGUCAGCUACUGAGGAACUGUUCAUCAGUGUCAGCUACUGAGGAACUGUUCAUCAGUGUCAGCCACUGAGGAACUGUUCAUCAGUGUCAGCUACUGAGGAACUGUUCAUCAGUGUCAGCUACUGAGGAACUGUUCAUCAGUGUCAGCUACUGAGGAACUGUUCAUCAGUGUCAGCUACUGAGGAACUGUUCAUCAGUGUCAGCUACUGAGGAACUGUUCAUCGGUGUCAGCUACUCGGAACUGUUCAUCAGUGUCAGCUACUGAGGAACUGUUCAUCAGUGUCAGCUACUGAGGAACUGUUCAUCAGUGUCAGCUACUGAGGAACUGUUCAUCAGUGUCAGCUACUGAGGAACUGUUCAUCGGUGUCAGCUACUGAGGAAAUGUUUAUCAGUCAGUGUCAACUGCUGAAGUGUUCAUCAGUGUCAGCUUCUGAAGUGUUCAUCCGUGUCAGAUACUAAGAUGUUCAUUAGUGAACAUGUCUUUAAUGGAAAUAUAAGUCGAGGUGACUGUUACUGAACACUGUGCACGAGAGGACCAAGACAUGAAGCGUGUUGGAGCCAUCGGCGCUGGUGAAGGAGCCGACCACUAGACCUCGUAUCUCUGUCUUCACCAAAGGUCUUGUAAAACUCUUAAAACCCAUAUCAGAAAAUUGUCAACAAAAGUCUUCUAAUAGGAAUUUGUUUAUUUAAAAGCUCAGAGUUAGGGAGAAGUUGUUCGGAGGACCCAGUGUGUGCUAAGUCACAGGACCAUAAGCCACCAUCUUCUGGAGACUGUCACUCGGAACCACGUGGUGAAUCUGAGGAACACUUAUGGCUAGUUGGGUGUUCCAGUACUUCAUGAAUUAUAUAACUUGUUAUUAUCAUCCUCUAUUAAUAAAGUGAUUAAAGAGAGAUGUACUGAUAAAAUAUCCUUAAACCCCAGUACAGUAAAUGAACCUUUGUGACGGCAGAGGGUCCUGUGUAGCUGGGCGUGAGGUGUGGGGAGCAACACCCAGCUCUUAAACCUUAUUGGGGAAUCUGAUGUAUAUGUUGAUGCUGUGAACUAUAUGUCAUCCCGCUUGUGUUUACAUCCAUGUUAAUCAUCAACUUAAGUGUGUUUGUGUGUGUUGAGUUGUGACCAUUCAUUUCCCUGAUACAUUAUCCGAGGGGCAGAUUGUAAACAGUUUGACACUAAUAUUUUUUAAUGAAUAUACUCAUGCACCAA